GUGUAAUAUAUGGAUCUUUAUUUUUUUUCCUGCUGGACAUACAGUUCAGCGCUGGGGCUCUAAAACAACCCCCGCAACAAACAGUCGCUCGCGGGAAACCAGAGCAAGCUGCAGUCGCUCCGCUCCGGGUGCCCGCGCGUCCCCAGCAAGGGACUUUUGAUCUGCAGCGGUAAUUGGGCUAAUUAGGAAACUGCAAACGCUCCCCCUUCUCCCCGAGUGUCCGAGCGGAGCCCCAGCUCUCUAGAGGAGAAGUCAGGUUCCCUCGCCAGCGCAGCCAUUCUACACGUAAUGGGUGUCCCCGGCAGUAACUGGGCUGUGCUGGGAUUGAUGGCCUUUGUCCGGGGGAGUGUUUUGUAACAUCCCUGUGAUGAAAUCCCAUAGGUACAAUUUUCCUAACGAGCUCAGGGGCCCCUCAGCACCGCCAGCGAGCAGAGCAAACCCCGGGCGGUUUUACCGGGCCUCCCCGCAGCGUGCACCGAGUUUGCAGUUCUCUGCUCAGGCUGCAUCCUGGAGGAGAGUAGGGGGGUUGCUUUGGGUGGCAGCACCCACCAAGCCCUCAAAAGCCUUUGGCUUUCCACCUCCUCCCAUUCCCGGAGCUGCCGAGCCCCAGGGAGGGGGACAGCAAAGCUCAGGGAAAGGCCCCCUCGUCCUUGCUCGCCUUCUGCGGGCAAAAGGCCACAGCCAGCAGCAGCACCUCCCCGGCACGGCACGGCGUCCGCUGUCCGGCGCUCCUGCGCAUAUUUUCCCGGCCAGUAUCAUCACAGCUGUGUCCCCGAGCCGGUGGAUGAGCUAAACCCCAGGGGAGGAUGAGUAUGGUGGCAGCCGAGCGCCAGCCGGGGCCAGGACCUGGAGGAGUGGCCGAAGCGCAGUGCCGCAGUUGAGGCUGGUGUCCCCAGCCCCGCCACGUCCCCACGCCGCCCCGGCUGGCGGCGGGUGCUCCCUGCCCGGCACCCGGAGCCACCGGGGGCCCUCGCCGCGGCCGGACCACGCGGAUGGAAAGCUGCAGCCCGGCAGGGAGCCUCGCUGGCCGGCUGACGCCAUCCCUAUGCCCCAGCCCUAUGCCGGAGCGGGCGCCCUCCCCGGCUCAGCCGCGCGCCGACCAUGAAGUGCUCGCUGCGCUUCUGCUUCCUCUCGACCGCCUUCCUGCUCGUCUUCGUCAUGUCCCUCCUCUUCACCUACUCCCACCACAGCAUCGCCUACCUGGACCCCGGCGGGCUGGGCGGCAUCCACCGGGUGAAGCUGGUGCCCGGCUAUGCCGGCAUGCAGCGGCUCAGCAAGGGGGGGCCAUACUCCCGGGGCUGCGCCUGCCGCCGCUGCCCUGCCGAGGAGGCCGGCGCUGCCGAAUGGUUUGACGGGCGCUACGACGGCACCAUCUCCCCGGUGUGGACCAAGGAGAACAUGGACCUGCCGCCCGACGUCCAGCGGUGGUGGAUGAUGCUGCAGCCCCAGUUCAAGUCCCACAACACCCACGAGGUCCUGAGCAAGCUCUUCCAGAUCGUGCCAGGCGAGGAUCCCUACCGCUCCCGCGACCCGCGCCGCUGCCGCCGCUGCGCUGUGGUGGGCAACUCGGGCAACCUGCGGGGCUCUGGCUAUGGGCCCGAGAUCGACGGGCACGACUUCAUCAUGCGGAUGAACCAGGCCCCCACGGUGGGUUUCGAGGGCGACGUGGGCGGCCGGACCACGCACCACUUCAUGUACCCCGAGAGUGCCAAGAACCUGCCCGCCAACGUCAGCUUCGUGCUGGUGCCCUUCAAAACCCUGGAUCUCCUCUGGAUCGCCAGUGCCCUCUCCACCGGCCAGAUCAGGUUCACCUACGCGCCCGUGAAGCCUUUUCUGCGGGUGGACAAAGAAAAGGUGCAGAUCUACAACCCUGCCUUCUUCAAGUACAUCCACGACCGCUGGACGGAGCACCACGGGCGCUACCCCUCCACCGGCAUGCUGGUGCUCUUCUUCGCCCUCCACGUCUGCGACGAGGUGAACGUCUUCGGUUUCGGCGCCGACAGCCGGGGCAACUGGCACCACUACUGGGAGAACAACCGCUACGCCGGGGAGUUCAGGAAGACGGGGGUGCAUGAUGCCGACUUCGAGGCGCACAUCAUCGACAUGCUGGCCAAAACCAGCAAGAUCGAGGUUUACCGGGGAAACUGAGGGCUGCGCCUCCUCCGGGCUCCCCUGCACCGGCCGAGGGCCGACCGCCCGCGGGGGCUGAGGGCUGGGGUCUCCCCGGUGGCCCCGGCUGACAAACGCCAGGGGUGGGGGGGGGGAGCAGCGUGGCCCCGCACUGCCGGCGGAGCCGCCCCCGGCGAUAUCUGGUGCCUCCAGCAGCCAAUCAGGUUCAGAGCUAAAGGAGACUUUUUGCUUUUUUUUUUUUUUAAUUAUAUUAAUUAUUAUUAUUAUUAUUAUUAUUAUUAUGAAACCCAGCUGAGAAAGGAUUUGUAAACGCAAUCAGCGACGGACCGGGCGGCGGGGGCAUCUGCCUCGCAUCUCUUUACAGUCAAACCAAAUGCUGCUCUUUUUAAAACAAGACACACACACACACACACACAAAACGAAACCAAGAACAAAAAACCAAGCACCCCGAAGGCGGGCGACUUUGGGGAGUGCCCGAGCAUCGCGGCCGGGCCGAGGGAGAUGUGGCGGCCGAGGGCUCGGCUCCCCCCUCCCCGCUGCCACAGCCUUGCCAGUGGAACCAGCUGCUUCUUUCUUCCUUUAUUUUGAUAUAUAUGUAUUAUUUUUUAACUCACCUGGGGCAGGCGCCGCCGUCGCUCCCCCCGGGGAAGGCUCCCGGCACACACGGGCAGGUCUGGGAAGCGCGUGGACCCGUCACCGGGAGAGCCGGCAGCUGCGGGAAGUCAACCAUCGCCGACGGCAGAGCUGGGACUGGGGAGCGGGGAGAGAAGAACCCCAACUUCGGGGCCGGGCAUCCCCGAUCCUCUACCGGAAAUUUGAGGAUGGGGAGGAUGGAUUUUGGGAGCGAUUGGGCAAAAGGCAGCUAAGAAAAAACACAGGAGCAGCAGCCUGGUCCCUCUGGCCGGGCUCCCUCACAGGGAUGCUCAAGGGAUGUGGGCAGCUGGUCCAGCCCCGCCGGAGGGAAGGAGAUGAGAUUUCCCUUCGCUUUCGGGCUGGGGGGAAAAAAAAAAAACAAAAAAACAAACAGAUUAGAGAUAGGUUUAGUAGGGGGGAUGAACCGCGCUUGGGCUUUUUGCAUUGCUGUGGACAGCCAGCUCCGGGGAGAUGCUGAAAUCCCAAAGUCUUCGCUCCGUGUGCGAGGGUGCGACUCAGUCUCCCCCAGCCCGGUGCCCUCGGCAUCCCCGGGGCUUUUUGGGCUGGACAGGCCGCCCCCGCGAUGGGGAGAUGCGGAAGGGAACUGCCUCCCCAGAGGUGUAAUUAAAACCACUUUUCUUUGGGUCAAUCAGGCGGGUAGGGGUUUUUUUGGGGUUGGGUUUGUUUUUUUUUUUUUAGGAGAUGCUGGAAAGCUCAAGAAAAAGGCAAUCACGGAAAGGUCCCCCGGUGAGGGACUCUCCGCCUGCGCGGCCGUACCGCCUGGUUCCAACAGUUAUUUGAGGAACAAUCACCACAGGGGGGUUUUUCGGGGGCAGGGGGGGCUUGGAGGUUUGGGUUUUUUUUACCCCUUUGUAUCUGGCUUUUCUGUAGCAGCCUCUUACCUGUUUCUCUGCUUCGGUUUGGUUGUUUUUCAGGGUUUUCUUCUUUUUCUUCCUUUUUUUUUUUUUUUUUUUUUUUUUUUUUUUUUUUUUGGAGUUUUCUCACUGCAAUGGUGAAGCACAAGGGUUUGGGUCACCUGGAGCAGGUACCAAGCAUCCCCCGGGCUGGGGAAAUUCAUCUUUUUUCUCUCCACGGGGCUUUAAAACCCCGCCGUUGCCUGGCGGGUGUUGGCAGAAGCGCCCGGCGGGCUGCAGCGAGCCCCCGCUCUCCACCUGCCUGGCUUGGGGUUGGUUUUUUUUUUUUAUUAUUAUUUUUUAGGGGAAGAAAAAUAAAACCCACGAGCAACAAUGAGUGCCUUGACCAUCUCCCGUCGGCCACGCCGGGCCCGCUCCGGCGGCGGGGGCUCGGCCGAUUUAUCCAGCGGUCGUAGCUGCUUCCCUCCUCGCGCCGGGCUGGAUCUUUGCUGGGAAGCGCUGCUGGAGGGAGACAGGGCCACAUCCAGGCUACCGCGCCGGUGGCCGGGGAGGCCAAAUCCAGCGUGAGGAGGCUGGGCCGGCUCCUCGCCAGGGCCAGGCCAGACAAUCACGGGGCGAGGGGAGACGCCGGGGACCAAACCCGGGUACCAAACCCGCCGGCGGCUCAGUGCCGGUGUCCGGCGAAAGGCGCUCUCCCGGCUCCUUGCUGCCCUGACAGUAUUAUUUUUUGGCUAGCUUCCUUCCCCGACACGCCCCCCCUCCCCCCUCUUUUUUUUUUUUUUAAUUAUUAUUAUUAUUUUAUUUAAGCUGUCCCGCUAGGACUCGCGACCACUCCUGGAGGAUGCUGCACGCCCGGCGGGGAGGGGGCCCAGCACCACUGUACUGUACAUAGAGGAGAUCGAUGUAGGCAGAGGCGAGGGACAAGGAGGGGGCAGGCGGGGCGGGGGUGCCCCCCCCGGCAGAGGUGGUCUUCAUCACCCGGUGCCUGACGGAGCGCCCAUCGCCCCCCGCCCUGCCGGGAGAGGGGGAGAGCAGCGCUCGCACCCAGGGCUAGGAGCGGGCGGCUUCGCCCGUCACCUCUGCGUACGUGGGUACUUCUGCACACAACUGUCUUAAAACAACUACUUUUUUUUUUUUUUUUUUUUUUUUUUGUAAAAGUCAAUAAAAACCAUGCAUCAGAA
Chroicocephalus ridibundus (black-headed gull) is the source of this 4819-nucleotide messenger RNA. RefSeq names its product ST3 beta-galactoside alpha-2,3-sialyltransferase 2 (gene ST3GAL2). The transcript has 8 exons. Gene Ontology annotation, biological process: sialylation. The record is from RefSeq and is a predicted model, not a curated record. Lineage: Eukaryota; Metazoa; Chordata; Aves; Charadriiformes; Laridae. Gene Ontology annotation, cellular component: membrane. Bases 1102 to 2148 code for a protein of 348 amino acids. Gene Ontology annotation, molecular function: beta-galactoside (CMP) alpha-2,3-sialyltransferase activity.